Messenger RNA from Sinocyclocheilus grahami, 1338 nucleotides. Its product is annotated as nicotinate phosphoribosyltransferase-like. NCBI's taxonomy places the organism in Eukaryota, Metazoa, Chordata, Actinopteri, Cypriniformes, Cyprinidae. The record is from RefSeq and is a predicted model, not a curated record. Bases 1 to 1221 code for a protein of 406 amino acids. The transcript is spliced from 11 exons. Gene Ontology annotation, molecular function: nicotinate phosphoribosyltransferase activity. Gene Ontology annotation, cellular component: cytosol. Gene Ontology annotation, biological process: NAD+ biosynthetic process via the salvage pathway.
AUGCAUCUCAACACUUAUCUGGUGUGUAGCAACGCUGCUCGUUUCCGUUUGGCUGCAGGUCCCAGACGCAGAUUAAUGGAGAUGGGGCUCAGAAGAGCUCAGGGUCCCGACGGAGGCCUGACCGCCUCACGAUACACAUACAUUGGUGGUUUUGAUUUGACGAGUAACGCUCUCGCCGGCCGUCUGUUUGGCAUUCCUGUGGCGGGAACCAUGGCGCACUCUUAUGUCACUUCCUUUUCCUCUCUGGAGGAGGUGUGGCCACAGACUCUGGUGCCCUGCGGCGGCGGAGGCCCUAUUGACGUCAUCUGUCUGGUGAAGGGCUGGCUGGGUCGUGUCUGUCAGCUGUUGGGGUCAAAGACGAGCCUCGUUCGGGAGGGAGAGCUGGCGGCCUUCCUGUCCUACGCCAUCGCAUACCCACAAAACUUCCUGCCUGUGAUUGACAGCUACAGCGUCAGCUGCAGCGGUCUGCUGUGUUUCUGUGCCGUGGCUCUGGCUCUGUAUGAGCUGCAGUACCGGCCGCUGGGCGUCAGGCUGGACAGCGGGGAUCUCAGCAGGCAGUCGCUGGAAGUGCGGCGCGUCUUCAAAGAAUGUAGCCAACACUUCUCCGUUCCUCAGUUUGAGUCUCUCAUCAUCGUCGGCACAAACAGUAUUUCUGAACAGAGUCUCGCUGAACUCAACAAGAAAGAUAAUGAGAUCGACGUGGUUGGAGUGGGGACGCAUCUGGUCACAUGCACGCGGCAGCCCUCUCUGGGGUGUGUGUAUAAGCUGAUAGAGGUCAGAGGUCGUCCCCGAAUGAAGAUGAGUGAAGAUCCAGAGAAAAGCACACUGCCGGGACGCAAGUCUGUCUAUAGGCUUCUAGACGCAGAUGGUCAUCCGCAGAUGGAUCUGAUCUGUCUGUCAGAAGAACCGGCUCCUAAAGCGGCCGUCUCGCUGAACUGCUUCCCUCUAGGACUGAACACGACACUUCAGACGGUCACACCAGCUCAAGUAACCAGUCUGCGUUUGGAUGUCUUCACCUGUGGACAAAUCACAUUCCCCCUAAACAGUGCAUCAGAGAGUCGUGAGCGUGCACAGAUGUCUCUGCAAACGCUGCAUCCUCACCAUAAGAGACUACAAGAGCCGCACGAUUACACCGUGGCUUUAUCAGAGCGGCUGCACUCCCUGGUGUCUGAUAUCACAAAAGGAAACAGUAAAGGCAGCAACUUCCUGCUGUCGAACUAAAGCCGAGCCGAAACACAGCCCAGACCAAAGUCAGAAGCAUUAAAUCUAAAGGAAGAGGUGCCUUAACCCUUGUGCGUCAAUUAAAAAGAGUUACACAUAGGUCCAUAGUGGACAAAA